Molecule: messenger RNA, 1071 nt
Organism: Lactuca sativa (garden lettuce)
Lineage: Eukaryota; Viridiplantae; Streptophyta; Magnoliopsida; Asterales; Asteraceae
Product: UDP-N-acetylglucosamine transferase subunit ALG14-like protein
Biological process (GO): dolichol-linked oligosaccharide biosynthetic process
Cellular component (GO): UDP-N-acetylglucosamine transferase complex
Molecular function (GO): N-acetylglucosaminyldiphosphodolichol N-acetylglucosaminyltransferase activity
Source: RefSeq, a predicted model, not a curated record
GUUAAAUUAUCUAUAUACCCCAAAACUACCCUAGCGUCGCUGGCCUACUUCACAACGUUCUGCAGCUUCUCACACCGGCGACCCUUCUCCAAUCUCCGCUCCAGACAUCCGAUCGCCGGCGUCGGCGCCGGCUACUGACUUCUCCUUCUACGGUCUCUUAUAGAAUGUAAUUCUCAGAUACUUGGAUCGUGUGUUCAUCAUCAUCUCCAAGCCAAGGGGAGUGUUUCAAAUUCAACGAUGGAGUUCAUCUCAAUUGUUGUUAUCAUUACUACACUGCUACUUGUCCGAAUUCUUUAUGUUAUAUCUCAAGGUAGUAAACCGAUAUGUAACACUUCUUCAAAACAUUUGAGUACUCUUAUUGUUUUGGGUUCAGGGGGACACACAGCAGAAAUGAUAAAUUUAUUAUCUGUUAUGCAAAAUGAUCGAUUUGCUCCAAGAUUUUACAUUGCUGCAGUAACCGAUAACAUGAGUCUUCAAAAAGCGCGUGUUUUUGAGACCACUUUGGCUGAUAAGAUAAGUUUGCAGGUGUCAGAUUCGACCAAAUUUAUGCAAAUCUAUCGAAGCCGUGAAGUGGGACAGUCAUAUAUUACCUCAAUCGGGACAACAUUAUUUGCUUUAUGUCAUGCUUUGUGGCUCAUGCUCAAAAUCAGACCUCAAGUGAUUCUAUGCAACGGUCCCGGUACUUGUAUUCCCUUAUGUGCCAUUGCAUUUAUUUUCAAGGUUUUGGGAGUUAGAUGGUCGUAUAUUUUCUAUGUGGAAAGUAUUGCAAGAGUGAAAAGACUAUCACUCAGUGGUUUGCUUCUUUACAAAUUACACAUGGCUGAUCAGUUGUUUGUGCAAUGGCCACAAUUACAAAAACAAUAUCCUCGAGCUCGUUAUGUGGGGCGUCUUAUGUAACACAAUUUGUUUUAUAUAAGUGACUUAAUUCAUAAAGACAUUUAAGUGUAUACAGUGUUUAAAAUAGAGGUGUGUAUCACUAUAGACAUGUCUUAUUAUGAGUUUUUGUUUAUAUGUAAACUUUGUACUUUAUUUUUAGGCUAAUACAAAUACAUCGAAUACCAUGUUUGUUAA